UCGUCCGAGUGACUAUGCUUUGCCUGAAGCGACGUCGUUUGCUCUGUCUCCAUCAUCCUCGACCUCGACUCAGUCACUCCGCCUCUUCAAAUAACCCCACAAGCGACCUCUCCCGCCUGCUGCAGGGCCCCAUCCCUCGCGCUCACCUUCUCCAAGUUCACGCUCGCGUCUUCCUCCUCCACGCACACCAGAACGACCUCAUCGCCACUCGUCUCAUCGGCCGCUACCCCUCCAAUUCCGCUCUCAAAGUCUUCAAUCAUCUGCGGAACCCUAAUAUCUUCCCCUUCAACGCCAUCAUCAGAGUGUUAGCCGAGGAGGGUUUUUCCUCGAACGCUUUUGUUAUGUAUAAACAGCUGAAAUUCCGCCAAAUUUCGCCCAAUGAUUUGACAUUUUCAUUUCUAUUCAAGGCGUGUUCUAGAGGCGCUAUCGGUGGGGAUACUGUUAAGCUAGUGCAUUCUGAUGUCUUCAAAUAUGGUUUCAUUUGUGAUCCUUUAAUCUGCAAUGGACUGCUGAUGGUUUACGCCAAGGCGGUGAAGGAUUUGAGCUCUGCUCGCAAACUGUUCGAUGAAAUGCCUGACAGAAAUUUGGUUUCUUGUUGGACUUCUUUGAUUUCUGGGUAUGCUAAGAUUGGGUUGGCUGGUGAUGCCUUGGAGCUUUUUGUGAUUAUGCUCAAGGAGAAUUUGUGCCCUGAAAGUGAUACUAUGGUUAGUGUAUUGUCUGCGUGUUCAAGCCUCACUGCUCAUCAAGUUGAGAAAUGGGUGAAUUCAUUGACACAGUUAGUAAAGAGUGCAGCUUGGAGUGAUUUAGCCUGCGAUUUUGUGAAUACUGCACUCGUUUAUUUGUAUGGUAAAUAUGGAGAUGUGGAAAAUAGUAGAAAUUCGUUUGAUGAGAUAUCUGAUGAUGGAAAAAAGACUGUUCUUUGCUGGAAUUCUAUCGUAGGUGCUUAUGUUCAAAAUGGUUGUGCAUUGGAGGCUUUGGACGUUUUCAAAUCAAUGAUGGAGGACUAUAACUGUCGUCCAAACCACGUAACCAUGGUUAACGUGCUCUCUGCUUGUGCUGAGGUCGGUGAUUUGGAUCUUGGCUCGUGGGUUCAUGAAUACUUGAGGAGUGGAGGGCAGAAGGGUGUGCUAUCAUCAAAUGUCAAUCUUGCUACUGCAUUGAUUGAUAUGUAUUCAAAAUGUGGGGAUUUGGACGGUGCAAGGGGGGUGUUUGAGCAGAUGAGCAUGAAGGAUGUGGUCUCAUUCAACGCCAUGAUCAUUGGCCUUGCUGUCAAUGGCAAGGGUGAUGAGGCUCUCAGGCUUUACUCCAAGAUGCAAGAGCUUUCUCUGCAUCCUGAUUCUGGAACUCUACUUGGAGUGUUGUGUGCGUGUAGCCACUCUGGUCUGUUAGAUAAAGGGCGUGAAAUUUUUGAAGGGAUGCUCCGGAGCAAUUCAGUUAUCCCUAAAUUGGAGCACUAUGCUUGCUAUGUUGAUAUCUUGGCCCGGUCUGGUCUCAUUGAUGAAGCACUUGGUGUGGUCGCCUCCAUGCCUUUCGAACCUAACAACUUUGUGUGGGGCGCACUGCUUGCUGGCUGUGUGCUCCACAAUAGGUUGGAGCUGGUUCAGGCUCUCUCCACUGAUCUUGUCAAGGUUGAUCCCAUGAAUUCUGCUGGUUACAUUAUGCUUUCCAACUCGUUUGCCUCAGAUUGUCAAUGGCGUCGUGUCAUGAAAACGAGAGGGGUUAUGAGGGAGAAAGGCGUCGCCAAGCAGCCAGGGUGUAGUUGGAUCAAGAUUGGUGGCAUUGUGCACGAGUUUGUCGCUGGAUCUGCAUCGUGUUGUGAGUUUGAAAGUGUUCAUCAAGUGUUGGAAUCAUUAUUGAAAGAAAUGAGACUGGUUGGUUCCUAGUCUUUGCCUUUUUCCUAGAAUUUGGUGAAGCUUGUCGAUGCAGAAAGAGGAGAGCCUCGUGUCAGAUUGUCUGGAGAUCGGAGCAUGUGGUGAUUUAAGAUACCUUAAGAUACCUUUAUGUCAAAUAGGCUAAUGUGUUCAUACUGCCUUAGAAAUAGUACUAUAAAUUUUUUAAAAAAAUUAUGCAGCAAGUUUGAUUGCUGCAUUGCUUGCCCGUUUGGAAUACAACACUUAAAAAAAAAACUAGCUAUUUA
Salvia splendens (bonfire salvia) is the source of this 2137-nucleotide messenger RNA. RefSeq names its product pentatricopeptide repeat-containing protein At3g12770. Gene Ontology annotation, cellular component: intracellular membrane-bounded organelle. Gene Ontology annotation, molecular function: RNA binding; protein binding. The coding region runs from base 15 to 1883 and encodes 622 amino acids. Gene Ontology annotation, biological process: RNA modification. The transcript has a single exon. NCBI's taxonomy places the organism in Eukaryota, Viridiplantae, Streptophyta, Magnoliopsida, Lamiales, Lamiaceae. The record is from RefSeq and is a predicted model, not a curated record.